Lodderomyces elongisporus is the source of this 1641-nucleotide messenger RNA. RefSeq lists its product as uncharacterized. Lineage: Eukaryota; Fungi; Ascomycota; Pichiomycetes; Serinales; Debaryomycetaceae. The coding region runs from base 1 to 1641 and encodes 546 amino acids. The transcript has a single exon. The record is from RefSeq and is a predicted model, not a curated record.
AUGGGGUCCACUGAUUCUGAGAGUGAGGAACUGCUCUCGCUGUUGAUAGAAACGAUUGUUCAUAUAAACGAUCCCAAUUUAGCGCCAACUAAUACUACUGCAUCAGCAUCGUCAUUGCAAACUCUCAAGGGAGACAGACAGCUAAUAUACCCUGAAGCAAUUCUUCAAGCCUCGGAAAAGGGCAAUAAGAUAUAUGCAUCGCUCCAAAGUACAUCCCCAGAAUUUAUUGACGAACCUUCCACUGCCACUUCAAUACUUAGAUGGCACGACCUGAAUUUACAAGCUGUGCAGCAGAUCAUUGUCGAAAGUUGGUCGCAUCAGAAAGUACCGGAGAAACAGAGUGUAACCGCACAAAGCACAGCACAAAUAAAACGAGCGGGUAUCGGUUUAUUCAGCUGGGCAUCAAGCGAUGCAUAUGUCAAGAGUAGAAAAUUCGAGUUGCAACUUUUACGUGGUAAUAAAAAUGGUAAACUGGUACAUCUGCCACUGCUUUCCCAACUGUCGCUGCUAUCAAAGCUGUCAAGUUUGUCACAACAACAGCAAAAAGAUUCUAUUGAAUCAACUGAUGAUAUAGAAAGCUCCAAUGACAUUGAUUUCAAGAAACAAUCACUACAAAGUAGUCUCAAUCUCAAAACACCUUCUAAAGGAGUCAAUAACAAGCUUUCAAAAGUGAUAGAGAAAGAAUCGGGAAAGUUUAUGCACUACCGGAUCCAAGAUAUUCGACGAAUACACACAGAAAAGCUUUUGCAACAGAUCAAUGAGCGAAAAAGAAGAGACUACGAAAGUUAUUUGAAAAAGCUCAAGCUAAAAGAAGAAGAGUACGAAAAGUCCUUACGAGAAGAGUCGCUUCUGCAUAGCCACGCCAAAAGCAAUUUUCUUGGUAAUUUGUUCAGUUUUGGCCAAUCAAGUGGGAACAAGCGUGUACCAGAGCAGGUAACAGGUACUCUGGAAUCAUUUAAGGACGAAGGUGAAGUUUUUGGUGGAACUAAAAACAACUUGAAUCCAAUAACGGGGCUACAAGCUCUUUUUUCCAAACCUGGUGCCAAAUCAGCAACUGGAGAGAACAGAAAAAUUAUGUUUGACGCAGAUGAAGCCGACGAGCAAAAUAGUGUUGAAGCAUUUGCGAAUAAUGAGCAAUCAUUUACCAAUUCAAACAAGGGAAGCACUUUGGAAAAUGAUAGAGAUAGAGAUCAAACAGGCGAGGAGUCGGAAGAAGAUAAAGUUGUAGAACCCGAAAAUCUACCAAUUAACAUCAAUAUUUUGGAACAAUCACUCGGUCUAGAAACGAGCCACAAUCAGCAACAAGAUACUCUACAAAACUUUCAACUACUGAAAGUGGAUGGGAGGAGUGAUGUUGAUGUUGAUGUUGAUGUUGAUGGUGAUCGCAUUGGUGAUGUGGAUUAUGAUCGUGAUGGUGAUGAUAAUGAUGAAAACGAUGACGAUGACUUCACAGAUUUUACACUGGCAUCCCCUUCCAUCAAUGAAAGCUCACAAGUUCUGCAGCUGGUAUCUCCUAACAAUGUUCCUAGACCUCGCAAGUUCAUGCAAGUGGAUGAUACAGUAUUAAUACCCACUUCAACAUUAUCCCCAAUGCGAACUUCCCCAGCUCCAGCGGACGAUGUGAAUCUUUUAGACUUGUGA